UGAAGAAUUGCGCUGCGUGUCAUUACAUUUUAAUAUUAAACUUAGAUAACCUCCGAAGAGGAAACAUCCGCCUGCAGAAUGGCGAUGUCAAAAACAACAAACACUUACAAUAGACAAAACUGGGAAGAUUCAGAAUUUCCAAUUCUCUGCCAAACAUGUUUGGGCGACAAUCCUUACGUCCGCAUGAUCAAAGAACGGUACGGUAAAGAAUGCAAGAUCUGUACACGCCCAUUUACGAUUUUUCGAUGGUGUCCGGGCGCACGAAUGCGUUUCAAGAAAACAGAAAUCUGUCAGACAUGUAGCAAGCUAAAAAACGUAUGUCAAACAUGCCUGCUGGACCUCGAGUAUGGAUUACCGACACAAGUGCGUGACGCGGCACUGAAAAUUCAGGAUAAAAUUCCUGAGAGUGAUGUCAACAAAGAGUUUUACAUCCAAAAUAUUGAGUCACAACUAAAGGCGGCAGGCGAUAAUACGGUAGCCGCGGGAGCCGUUGGGAAAUCUUUGGCGGCUAGCGAUAUGUUAGCAAAAUUGGCACGAACGGCGCCUUACUAUAAGCGAAACCUGCCCCACAUUUGUUCAUUCUGGGUGAAGGGAGAAUGUAAGCGUGGAGAAGAGUGUCCCUACCGGCACGACAAACCGGUCGAACCAGAUGAUCCUCUGUCCGAACAAAAUAUUCGCGAUCGGUAUUACGGUAGGAAUGAUCCGGUAGCUGAUAAGCUUAUGAAACGUGCGGCAUCCAUACCGACGCUAGAUCCUCCGGAAGACAAAACCAUCACCACGUUAUAUGUUGGAAAUCUGGGCGAGCACCUAACAGAAGUGGACAUUCGCGAUAAUUUUUAUCAUUAUGGUGAAAUUCGUUCUGUGUCGUUGGUACCGCGGCAGCAGUGUGCUUUCGUGCAAUACACCAAACGGGCGGCAGCGGAACUUGCUGCAGAGAAAACAUUCAACAAACUUGUACUAGGAGGAAAAAAGCUAACAAUCAAGUGGGCGCAUUCGCAAGCCAAAUCAACAGCUUACGCACAGAACUCUGCACCUCGCGGGCCUGGCGGUACCAAUCGUAUUUUCGAUCCCGUACCUGGACUCCCCGGACAGCUGCCAAUGCCUCCAAAUCCUACUGAUUACUUUAAUCUGCAGGCGUCGGAGAUGGCUGUACUGCCGCCAGGAAUGAAAAUACAUCAGUUACCACCGGGUCUUAUUCCAGGAGCGCCAAAUUACGCUUCAAUGUACCAACAACAACAAGCAUCCGGCUCAACUGGUACAGGCGGUUCGAGUGGUACCACUUCUAGUGGUGGUGGGAAUAGCAACUCUGCUAUAAUGCCGCCAUCAUUACAGCAACAGCAAAUGCAUUAUCCCAGUCAAGACCCAGCUCGACUAGGAGCAUUAAAGAAGUAAUUACAUAAGCACAUUGUACAUUUCACCAUUGACAAGUAGUGCGUUUGUAUCCAAAACUAUUCGAUAAACAAUAAAUACCAC
Molecule: messenger RNA, 1473 nt
Organism: Anopheles nili
Lineage: Eukaryota; Metazoa; Arthropoda; Insecta; Diptera; Culicidae
Product: pre-mRNA-splicing factor RBM22
Exons: 3
Coding region: 79-1392 (437 amino acids)
Cellular component (GO): Prp19 complex; U2-type catalytic step 2 spliceosome; U2-type catalytic step 1 spliceosome
Molecular function (GO): pre-mRNA binding; U6 snRNA binding; metal ion binding
Source: RefSeq, a predicted model, not a curated record